AUGGUAUUCAAGAAAGAAGUUUUCAAGAUGCUUGGUUUACAAAAUUUCCAUGAUAAAGGAUGUCGAUAUGCAGAAGAUGCUUUUACAAAGACAGGCUUUAACAAUUGGAAAAAUGCACUAGAAAAAUUCAAUCAACAUGUUGGGGCUGCAAAUAGUUGUCACAAUAAUGCUCGAAUUCAGUUUGAAGCUUUUCAAGAUCAAAGGCACAGUUUGCCUUUUCGUGGACACGAUGAAUCAACUAGUUCUUCAAAUCUAGGUAAUUUUCUUGAGUUACUUCAAUUGCUUGGUCAACAUAAUGUCGAUGUUUCCAAAGUGUUGGGUACAAAUGCUCCUGCUAAUAAUCAGAUGACUUCUCCACGAAUUCAAAAGGAAUUAGCAAAUGCUUGUGCUUCAGAAGUCACACUUGCUAUAGUCAAAGAUAUUAGGGAUAGAGUUUUCACUAUCUUGGUUGACGAGGCUCGAGAUGUUUCAUUGAAGGAACAAAUGGGUGUUGUUUUAAGAUACGUGAAUAGUGAAGGAUAUCAUAAUUUAUCUCUAUCCAGAGUGAGAGGUCAAGGAUACGAUGGAGCUUCAAAUAUGCGAGGUGAGUUCAAUGGAUUGAAAUCUCUAAUAUUGCAAGAAAAUCCUUAUGCCAUGUACAUCCAUUGUUUCUCUCACCAACUCCAAUUGAUAAUUGUUGCUAUUACUAAGGGUGUUAGAGUUACGAAGGAUUCUUUUAACUAUAUCUCUAUGAUUGUGAAUAUGGUUGGGGCAUCUUGUAAGAGAAAGGAUCAACUUAGGAAGUUGCAACAUGAAAGAUUAGUUGCACAACUUAAUGAUGAAGAAGUGACUAGUGGAAGAGGUCAAAAUCAAGAAAGUACUUUGGUAAGACCAGGAGACACUCGUUGGGGCUCACAUUACUCUACAUUGCUUCGUUUAUGCUCUAUGUUGCCUGUAGUUGAGAAAGAGUUGGAAAUUGUUAGAGAUGAUGCCACUAUCCUUGAUAAUAGAAGUACUACUUAA
Messenger RNA from Salvia splendens (bonfire salvia), 1002 nucleotides. Its product is annotated as zinc finger MYM-type protein 1-like. The record is from RefSeq and is a predicted model, not a curated record. The coding region runs from base 1 to 1002 and encodes 333 amino acids. NCBI's taxonomy places the organism in Eukaryota, Viridiplantae, Streptophyta, Magnoliopsida, Lamiales, Lamiaceae. The transcript is spliced from 4 exons.